AUGAAUUCUGAAAAUGAGAAAGACACUUUAAGACCUAGUAGUGUCGCUGUUGUAGGUGGAGGACUUGUCGGUACUCUUUCAGCAAUUUAUUUUGCAAAACGUGGUUGGUCAGUCAGUUUAUUUGAACUUCGUAAAGAUGUUAGGAUUCCAGAGAAUAAAAAUAAUGUUAUAAACAAAUCAAUCAAUUUAGCACUUUCAACAAGAGGAUUAAGUGCAUUGGCUGAAGUUGGAUCAGAUUUUGUGAAAAAGGUUUUGGAUAGUGGACUUCCGAUGAAAGGUAGAAUGAUUCAUGUAGAUGGUAAUGGUAAUAACACUAAACUUGUUAGUAACAUAUAUGAUGUUGUUUAUAAGAGAUGCAUAUAUUCAGUAGAAAGAACAGCUCUCCUUGAAUUAUUAUUGGAUACAGCUCAAACAUUUGAUAAUGUUAAAAUAUAUUUUGAGCAUCAAUUGAAAA
This is a messenger RNA of Entrophospora sp. SA101, 454 nucleotides long. Lineage: Eukaryota; Fungi; Glomeromycota; Glomeromycetes; Entrophosporales; Entrophosporaceae. The record is from the annotation of a GenBank genome assembly.